AUGCCUACUCAACUUGACAGAGCACUCAACUCCAAGAACCUCUUCUUCGGAUUCGCAGGUCUGGUUGCCGCAUCAGCAGCAUGGUCGAUCUUUGGCAGCGACAUGUUCCCUCAGCAGCCUGAUCCCACUGGUGAGGAAGAAACGAGAAGAUGGUUGAAUCGUCGUAACCUCAUGGCCAGCAGCUCAUCAACAAAGGAGGAGCUUUUGGCUAGAGUCAAGGCCAACAUGCGUGCACCUCAGUAG
This is a messenger RNA of Aureobasidium musti, 243 nucleotides long. NCBI's taxonomy places the organism in Eukaryota, Fungi, Ascomycota, Dothideomycetes, Dothideales, Saccotheciaceae. The record is from the annotation of a GenBank genome assembly.